Molecule: messenger RNA, 1975 nt
Organism: Solea senegalensis (Senegalese sole)
Lineage: Eukaryota; Metazoa; Chordata; Actinopteri; Pleuronectiformes; Soleidae
Gene: pabir2
Product: PABIR family member 2
Exons: 10
Coding region: 933-1778 (281 amino acids)
Molecular function (GO): protein serine/threonine phosphatase inhibitor activity
Source: RefSeq, a predicted model, not a curated record
ACGUUAAAAAGGGGGCGUGGAGUUGGCUGCUAGCAGUUAGCUACUGCUGCGCUAUCACCUGGGAACUCGUCCAUUCUUGUCGGCGCCCUGCAGAAACGAAAAAGCGACAUUAUAGACCGCACAAUACUCGCUACAAAGGCGCCUUUAAGUCCGUGAGCCGUCGUCGUUUUUUCAGGAUAACAGACAGGAACUAUCAGUAAAAUGGAGGUUCGGCCUCUCUCUCUGGACAUGGCAUUGUGACCAUUGGCGUUAAUGCUACCUUAGCUAGUUACCUCAUUGGGCUAGGUUGGCAGUAGUUGACUGAAACGAUUGCUAGCGAGCAAGCAUUGGGUUAUCACUAAUAUUAAGCAGCUGUGCUUGUUAACUGGAUGGUGAAGUUAUGUUUUGAGGAUAACUUACCAACAGCGUCUUCUCUCUCACGUUAGCAUUGUGGUGGACGUUGAUUUUGCACCUAAAGGAAGCAGAUGGCUAGAGUGGCUAACGUUAGCCAAGUUAGCUAAAGGCUACAAUGCAGGAGUAGUGUAGUAGAGUUUCAGUCGCCGACCACUGCUGCCUUGCUCCAGCAGACUAACGGCUCGGCAUUAUACAGCUACCGGGCACUGUGCGGUAUGUAGCUAUGGCAUGCUAACCAUCCAUCUGAAAUGUUGGUGAUUAAUCAUAAGAUGACGAAUGUUGCCACUUGUGUCUGACCACACAGUCGUUAUAUUGUAGUGUUAGCAUGGUUGUGAUGAACAGCCUGUGUUGGGCCUUGCAGCUGACUGUGGCUUAUCUACAUCACGUCUGUUAGUGUGCCUCACGUCUGCUCAGUUGCCUGGUUCAUGGCGUUUCUUUAAAACGUAUAAAGUUAGCGAAGUUUGUAGCGCAAAUAUGUGACAGAGUUAAGAUAGUUGACCAUCUUUAGGUUUAUGAUUUAGUGACGGGCAGCAGUCAAAAUGAACAACUCGGGAGUCAUGCCCCAAGAAAAGAUGGAGCUGGAUCUGGAAAUCCCAUCCUCGUUAGUUCAGACCGAUGGGCACUUGAGAAGAUCCAACAGUGCACCCAUGAUAAAUGGCUUAAGCGAUAACUCCCAAGUGUUUCAGAGAGAGGUCCUGCGCAGCCGGAGAAAUAGCACUACCGUUGUCAACAGGCCCAACAUGGUCCCUUCGUCGCCCAUUCGCGUCCCCAGCACCAGACUCCAUCAAAUAAAACAAGAAGAGGGUGUGGACGUGAUGAACAGGGAAACUGCUCAUGAGCGGGAGGUUCAAGCUGCCAUGCAGAUGAGCCAGUCCUGGGAAGAAAAUCUUAAUCUGAGUGACAAUGACGUGGAGAAAUCAGUAUCUUCGUCUCCAAAGCGAAUUGACUUUGUACCUGUGUCGCCUGCCCCAUCCCCAACCAGAGGGAUUGGAAAAAAGCAGUGUUUCUCUCCUUCGUUACAAAUCCUUGUGAGCAGCAAUGGUCUAACACCCAGUCCAAUACCCAGCCCAACACGACGCUUCAGCCGAAGGAGUCAAAGCCCAAUCAACUGCAUCAGAGCCAGCAUGCUUGGGCCAAUUAAACGCAAAGGUGAGAUGGAGACAGAGAGUCAACCCAAGAGGCUCUUCCAGGGAACCACCACCAUGUUGUCCUCCGAUGUCUCCAACCUGUCGGAUAUCAGUUCUUGUCACUCUCCAGAUUUACUGGAUGGCAGCCUCAGCAGCGUCAGCUCCUUGACUGACUCCCCAGGCAAAAUGGAGGGAGUGUCCCCCUCCUCGUCCAGCAACUCGCCCUUUACCUCUCUCCAGGAUUUGUCCCCAAAAUGAGUAUGGGAGUGCAGAAGAAAUCUAUUUCCUUCGCAGACCCUCUACUUCACCGUCACCUAGACUUAGCUAAAUUUUCCAUGUAUUUGCUUCUGAAUGGCUGUUUUUCGUGGCUUUACUCUGGAGGGUCUAGAUGUUUGAAUUAAGGAAACCAAAGCCAUGGAUGAGGUUUGUGUUGAAGUUGAACCCAGUGAAACUGG